AUGUUCAACUUGAAGAAGCUUAACGCUUACUACGUGCUCACAAUUAUCAUCAUAGCCGCCGGAGGAAUACCGAAAGGCUACGAUGAAGGCGGAUUCAGUGCCUCCAUCGAUUUGGCUUCGUUCAAGAAAGACUUCAAUCUCAUUGCCGAGCACUGGGAAGACGAUCCCAGUGGUCUCGCCGAUCGCAAAGCAAAUAUAUCCUCAUUUGGUGUGCUGGGAGCAGGAUUUGGUUCGUUGCUGGCCUUGGUAAUUACAGACAGACUUGGUCGCCUGCGAUCAUGGCAACUAUUCAUAUUACUCUGGGCUAGUGGGACAUUGAUGCAAAUUUUUUCCUCUGGCAUCAUAGGUCUGAUGCUUUUUGCACGGAUCUGGGGAGGUCUCGGUGCGGGUGGCCUGACUGUCGUCGCACCGCUAUAUCUCUCUGAAAUUGCACUAGCGAAGUCCAGAGGAACUGUUGUCAGCAUGUACAUGGUAGUUUUGCUUUCGUUCCUUACAAUUGGCUUCUUCGUCAACUAUGGUGUCAACUCUACGAUGGCGCUCAGUGCGGCCCAGUACCGUCUCGUACAGGGAAUCCCUCUUAUCCCCGUCGGUGUCGCGUUCCUCAGCUCGUUUUUCUUAUCAGACACUCCUCGAUGGCUCGCAUCAAAAGAAAGAGAUGAAGAGGCACUAGCAGCCCUCACACUUCUUAGACGUUCAUCCCCGGACGAUGCCUUGGCUGUGUCGCAUGAGUACCGAGACAUCAAAGAGCAGAUACAGAUGACGGACCAAAAUGUCGGCGACGUUUCAACUUUGACAAUCUUCAAAGAGAUCGCAACAUCUGAAAGUUAUCGAAAACGGUUUAUACUAGGUGCACUCAUGCAAACAGUUGCCCAGUGGAGCGGGGGCAACGGCAUCACUUACUACAUCCCUGAGAUCUUUACCUACGCAGGAGUAGCUGGAGGCAAUACCUCGCUCAUAACCUCGGGCGCUUAUGGCAUCGUCAAACUAGUCUUUACCAUGGUCUUCACAUGGGGACUCGUUGAUAAAAUUGGCCGACGACGCUGCAUGUUAACUGGAAUUGGCCUACAGUGCAUAACCCACAUCUACAUGUCCAUCUACAUGUCCGUGUUCCAAGACGGAGGGAAUAAACCUGCAUCCGAUGCAGCCAUUGCCUCGGUCUUCAUCUACGCCGUCGGCUGGUCGAUCGGUCUAUGCACAGUUCAGUACCUAUACGGCACAGAAAUCUACCCGACACGCAUUCGCAGCGUUUGCUAUGCGAGCAAUAUGGCUUUACACUGGUUCUUUCAGUUUGCUGUGGUGCGGGUAACGCCCAAUAUGUUUGUUUCGCUGGAUAUAUACGGUGCAUACAUAUUCUGGUCGAUAGUUUGUGCGAUUGGGCUCAUAUUGCUGGGGUUGAUGGCACCGGAAACCAAGGGAAUUCCGAUGGAAAGAAUGGAGGAGCUAUUCGCUGGACGGUGGUGGAUGGGUUGGAAGGCUAAGGUUGAUUUGACGGAAUUACCUUGUGGAGAUGCUGAAAAGCCUGGAACAACAGUCGUGGAGAAGGUCUGA
Molecule: messenger RNA, 1548 nt
Organism: Penicillium cosmopolitanum
Lineage: Eukaryota; Fungi; Ascomycota; Eurotiomycetes; Eurotiales; Aspergillaceae
Exons: 4
Coding region: 1-1548 (515 amino acids)
Biological process (GO): carbohydrate transport; transmembrane transport
Cellular component (GO): membrane
Molecular function (GO): carbohydrate:proton symporter activity
Source: RefSeq, a predicted model, not a curated record